Molecule: messenger RNA, 7762 nt
Organism: Fundulus heteroclitus (mummichog)
Lineage: Eukaryota; Metazoa; Chordata; Actinopteri; Cyprinodontiformes; Fundulidae
Gene: cdc42bpab
Product: CDC42 binding protein kinase alpha (DMPK-like) b
Exons: 45
Coding region: 1050-6521 (1823 amino acids)
Biological process (GO): peptidyl-threonine phosphorylation; actomyosin structure organization
Cellular component (GO): actomyosin; cytoskeleton; cytoplasm
Molecular function (GO): protein serine/threonine kinase activity; ATP binding
Source: RefSeq, a predicted model, not a curated record
GGGGGAAACAUUCAGGCAGUGUCCCGUAUUUGGAAUGAGUACGACCAGAACACAGUUUGUCUUUUCUUUUUUGCUCUUUUUUUUUUUUUUUAAAGUGAAACGGGUUUAUUUGUAACUCUUUAUAUAUUUUUUUUAACCGACAGGACUGGAUACUCCCGAAGCAACUGCAGACAAACUAAAGAGACAUUUGGUUUCUUGGACGAAUAAUGGGAUUUAAAGAACAUAUCUGCCAGCAGCGAGCUUGAGAGGAAAACCCAGCGAGACGUCCCCCCCACCACCACCAUCAUUACCACCACCCUCCUCGGCUGGAGGAACACUGGAAGCGUGUCCUGCGGUGGAAGAAGCGACGCGGGGAAAGAUGGCAUUCGGAGGCGAAGAGCAGUAGCGCCAGCGCCGCUUCCCCGGCUAGCCGCGGAGCUAAGCUAGCAGCGGGCUGCUCGCUUAGCCAGGCUCGCCCUUUCAUUCCUGGAGCAGAGGAGGGGCGCCGUGGCACUGCGGAUCUGCCGUCGCCUUUUAGGGCUCCCUGGAAGAAUGGAGAAAGCGUCACGUCUGCCUCGGCACCAGCUCAGGGAAGACUGCUGAACCCGAAAAAAAGAAAAGAAAAAGAAAAAGGCAGCGAGCCGAAAUUGUUUUUUUACACUGUGCUUCCCAGAAGGAGAGGAGCGGAGAGCCGCAGGGAUCCACCGGCCUGGGGCAGCCUCGGACUGGCCUAUUUGUUUCCCUGUGCGCCCAGAGGGGAGGUAGGGGUUUUAGGGUGGGGGGAAAAAGAGAAAACAUGGGGGAAUGGUGCACAUCUCCCCCACCGUGUGGAUACUGGAGCUGCACGGGGAGAUCAUGAACGCAGAGAGAGCUCCGGUGCGCCCUCAGCACAAAGUUUGAUCGUUUUCCAAGACGUCCUCAAGGCGAGAGAACUUCUCUCCAGGCCCCGCUGCGCCAACUAAACAGAGCCGGGAGGUGGGCUUCCCACCCCCCUUCCACCUUUUGAGCUUUAGCUGCUGUUUUAUCCGUCCUCCGAUCGCCCUACGGAAAGCUAACCGGGCCGCACGAACAUGUCGGGAGAGGUGCGCUUGAAGAAGCUGGAGAAGCUGCUGCUGGACGGGCCGGCUCAGUCCAAUGGCCAGUGCCUGAGCGUGGAGGCGCUGCUGGAUAUCCUGGUGUGCCUCUACGACGAGUGCAACAACUCCCCGAUCCGGAGGGAGAAGAACAUCCUGGAGUUUCUGGACUGGGCCAAACCAUUCACUUCCAAAGUGAAGCAGAUGCGUCUGCACAAGGAAGACUUCGAGAUCCUGAAGGUCAUAGGAAGAGGAGCGUUCGGAGAGGUCGCGGUGGUCAAAGUGAGGAACACGGAUAAGGUCUUCGCUAUGAAGAUUCUCAACAAGUGGGAAAUGCUGAAGCGAGCGGAGACGGCGUGCUUUCGAGAGGAGCGGGACGUCUUGGUGAACGGAGACAGCCAGUGGAUCACCACCCUGCACUAUGCCUUCCAGGACGACAAUAAUCUGUACCUGGUCAUGGACUACUACGUGGGCGGCGACCUGCUGACUCUGCUGAGCAAGUUUGAGGACCGGCUGCCUGAAGACAUGGCCAAGUUCUACCUGGCCGAGAUGGUGCUGGCCAUCGACUCCGUUCAUCAGCUCCACUACGUCCACAGGGACAUUAAGCCUGACAACAUUCUGCUGGAUAUGAACGGCCACAUCCGCCUGGCUGACUUUGGCUCCUGCCUCAAGCUCAUGGAGGACGGGACCGUCCAGUCCUCGGUGGCGGUGGGGACCCCCGAUUACAUUUCUCCAGAGAUCCUCCAGGCGAUGGAAGACGGGAAAGGCAAGUACGGACCCGAGUGCGACUGGUGGUCCCUGGGCGUCUGCAUGUAUGAGAUGCUGUACGGGGAGACUCCCUUCUAUGCAGAAUCCCUGGUGGAAACCUACGGGAAAAUCAUGAACCACAAGGAGCGAUUCCAGUUCCCGCAGCAGAUGACAGACGUGUCGGAGGAAGCCAAAGAUCUGAUUCGCCGGCUCAUCUGCAGCCGGGAGCACAGGCUGGGUCAGAACGGCAUCGAGGACUUCAAGCAGCACCCGUUCUUCACUGGCAUCGACUGGGACAACAUCCGGACCUGUGGGGCCCCCUACAUCCCAGAAGUCAGCAGUCCCACAGACACCUCCAACUUCGACGUAGACGAUGACUGUCUAAAGAACUCGGAGACUAUGCCUCCUCCCUGUCACACGGCCUUCUCUGGCCACCACCUGCCGUUUGUGGGUUUCACCUACACCAGUAAAUGUUCCCUAUCAGACCGGGGCUGCCUCCGACAGCUGGCCGUAGAGCCGGGUAAAGCGGGGCAGGAGCAGCUGGACCUGGAUGUUCAGCGCAGGCUGGAGGACAGCCUGGCCACCGAGGCCUACGAGCGGAGGAUACGCCGCCUGGAGCAGGAGAAACUGGAGCUGAGCCGCAAACUGCAAGAGUCCACUCAGGCGGUGCAGGCUCUGCAGCACCCGGCCGGCGAGGGACCAGUCGGCUCCAACAAGGAAGUGGAGAUCAGGAGCCUCAAGAGCGAGAUCGACAUUCUCAAGAAGCAGAUCGCUGACUCAGGCCAACUGGAGAAGCAGCUGGAGGACGCGACGUCGGCGCGCAGAGACCUGGAGGACUCGUCCAAACACGUCAGGAGUAUGGAGAAGCAGCUGAAAGGCCUCACACAGGAGAGGGACGACUUACACAAGGGCCUUGUGGAGGCCACUGAGAAGCUGAAGUCUCAGUCUAAAGAGCUGAAGGAGGCCCACAGCCAGAGGAAGCUGGCCAUGCAGGAGUUUUCUGAGCUCAAUGAGAAACUGACAGAGUUCAGGUCGGCCAAGCAGCGCCUCAUUCGCCAGCUGCGUGACAAGGAGGAGGAGAUGGAGAGCCAGAACCAGAAGGUGGAGGCUCUCCGCCUCGAGGUGCGAAAGGCUGAGAGGGCCAAGAAGGAGAUGGAGGUCCAGGCUGAGGAGCAGGCCUGUGAGGCUCAGAAGGAGAAGAAGCUGAGAGAGCGCAAUGAGCAGUACAGCCGGCAGCUGGAGGAGGAACUGGAAGGGUUUAAGGUGAAGCAGGUGGGCUCUCCUGCCGCCCCGGCCUCGGCCGACCAGACCCAGGAAGUGGGGCGGCUGCGCGCGGAGAUGGAGAAGAAGACGCUGCUGUAUGAGGAGGAGCUGGCACGCAGGGAGGCGCAGCACAGCACCGAGCUGAAGGCCCUGCGCAAAGAGCUGAGAGACGCCGAGAGUCAGCAGCUCAACCUGCAGAAAGAGAUCCUGAUGCUUAAAGACAAGCUGGACAAGUUCCGCAGGGAGAGUGGUGAUACUGUGAGCCAAAGCGAGCGUGAAGAGUUUGAGACGGAGUACAAGCAGAAAUAUGAGCGUGAAAGAGUCAUCCUGACUGAGGAGAACAAGAAGCUGUCCAGUGAAUUAGACAAGUUGAGCGGCAUGUUCGAGAAGGUGAGCAGCUCCAACCAGCAGCUGGAGGAGGAGAUGAGGGAGCUGGCCGACAAAAAGGAGAGCGUGGCCCACUGGGAGGCCCAGAUCACUGAAAUCAUCCAGUGGGUGAGCGAUGAGAAAGACGCUCGGGGCUACCUGCAGGCUCUGGCCACCAAGAUGACCGAGGAGCUGGAGGGUCUGAGGAACACCAGCCUGGGAGCGAGGGCCACGGACAUGCCGUGGAAGAUGCGCCGCUUCGCCAAGCUGGACAUGUCGGCCCGUCUGGAGCUGCAGUCGGCGCUGGACACGGAGAUCAAAGCCAAGCAGAGUAUUCAGGACGAGCUGAACAAGGUCAAGGCUGACAGCAUCUCCACCGAGUGUAAACUUCAGGAGGUGGAGACCAAGAACCAGGAGCUGCUGGCCGAGAUCGAGCGGCUGAAGAAGGAGACGGAGGAGCUGCGGCUGCGAAGGGGUGUCAAGCACCAGGAUUCCCAGAAUUCCUUCCUGGCUUUUCUCAACGCCCCCACCUCGGCCCUGGACCAGUUCGACGACUCUUAUUCCUCAUCCUCGUCUUCUUUAAUUGAGUUUUGGGAAGACCGCUCGCCGUCCGUCGGCCCGGCUAAAGGCAGACGUGUGGACUCCAUGGACAACUUCACCCCCUCCAACACUCCGUCUCGGGAAGACGACCCCCGGUCUCACCUCAAGUCCCACUCCCGGUCCCCUUCCAUGGCUAGUGACAUGGAGCCGAUAGAGCUGAUCGACCACCCAGGCCGUAUGGUUCAGACCCCCACCAUGCGUUCAGGAGGGUACGGGAGCAUCGGACGCUCCUCGCCAAAGCCCAAAGCACAUCAGUUUGUUGUCAAGUCCUUCAACACGCCCACAAAGUGCAACCAGUGCACCUCCCUGAUGGUGGGGCUUAUUCGCCAGGGCUGCACGUGUGAGGUGUGUAAUUUCUCCUGCCACGUAACGUGCGCGGACAAAGCCCCGGCCGUGUGUCCUGUGCCCCAGGAUCAGACCAAGGGGCCGCUGGGCAUCGAUCCUCAGAGGGGGAUUGGUACAGCGUUCGAGGGCUUCGUGAGGGUUCCCAAACCUACUGGGGUGAAGAAGGGCUGGCAGAGAGCCAUGGCUGUGGUGUGCGACUUCAAGCUGUUCCUCUAUGAGCUGGGUGAAGGCAAAGCUACCCAACCGAGUGUGGUGGUCAGCCAGGUGUUAGAUAUGAGGGACGAGGAGUUUUCAGUCAGCUCGGUUCUGGAGUCAGACGUAAUCCACGCCAGCCGCAAAGACAUACCCUGCAUCUUCAGGGUGACGACCUCCCAGCUCUCCCCCUCCAGCAGCCACAAGGCGUCCAUCCUGAUCCUGGCCGACAGCGACCAGGAGAGGAACAAGUGGGUGUGCCUGCUCAACGAGCUGCACCGCAUCCUCAAGAAGAACAAGCUGAAGGAGCGCUUCGUCUACGUCCCCAAGGAGGCCUACGACUGCCAGCUGCCCCUCAUCAAGACCACCCAGUCCGCUGCCAUCAUAGAUCAUGAGCGUGUCGCCCUUGGCAACGAGGAAGGCCUGUAUGUCAUCCACGUCACCAAAGACGAGAUAAUCCGCGUGGGCGACAACAAGAAGCUCUACCAGAUCGACCUGAUCCUGCAGGAGCAGCUGCUGGCCGUCAUCUCCGGCCGCAACCGCCACGUCCGCCUCAUCCCCAUGCAGGCGCUGGACGGCCGCGAGACCGAGUCCAGCAAGCUGGCCGAGACCAAGAACUGCCAGAGCAUCGUGUCGGGCCCGGUGCGCAGCGGCGCCCUCACCUGCCUCUGCGUGGCCAUGAAGAGUAAGAUCAUCUGCUACGAGGUGACCAAGGGGAAAUCCCGUCACCGUGUGCUGCGGGAGCUGCAGGCCCCGGGGCCCGUCCAGUGGAUGGGCCUGCUCAGCGAGCGUCUCUACGUGGGCUACCAGUCCGGCUUCAUACGCUACAGCGUCCACGGGGACGUGUCCCCGGUCAGCCUGCUGCACCACGAGGACCACACCCUGGCCUUCAUCCCCCAGCAGGGCCUGAGCGCCCUGUGUGCCGUGGAGAUCUCCAGCAAAGAGCUGCUGCUGUGCUUCAGCUCCAUCGGGGUGUACGUGGACUCUCAGGGCCGCAGGUCCCGCCAGCAGGAGCUCAUGUGGCCGGCUCCUCCCAACGCUGCCUGCUACAACGCCCCCUACCUGUCGGUGUACAGCGAGAACGCCGUGGACGUGUUUGACGUGAACACCAUGGACUGGAUCCAGACCAUCCCUCUGAAGAAGGUGCGACCUCUGAAUGUUGACGGAUCCUUGAACCUGCUGGGCCUGGAGACGGUGCGCCUCAUCUACUUCAGAAACAAGACGGCCGAGGGCGAUGAGCUGGUGGUCCCGGAGACGUCGGACAACAGCAGGAAGCAGAUGGUGCGCAGCGUCAACAACAAGAGGCGCUUCUCCUUCCGGGUACCGGAGGAGGAGCGCCUGCAGCAGAGGAGGGAGAUGCUGCGAGAUCCAGAGAUGAGGAACAAGUUGAUCUCUAACCCCACCAACUUCAACCACGUCGCCCACAUGGGGCCAGGAGACGGGAUUCAGAUCCUGAAAGACCUCCCUAUGCAGAACGUCCGAGUUCAGGAGGCCCGAGCAGGAUUCAGCGGUUCGGUCAGCAUCCCCUCCAUCACAAAGAACCGGGCCGAGCCGGGCCGCUCCAUGAGUGCCAGCAGCGGGCUGGGCAUACGCCCGCUGUCUCAGAACGGCAGCGCGCUGCGCAGGGAGCUGUCCGGAGGGAGCUACGGAUCCAAGCGGCAGGCCAUGACCUCCCCCUCAGAGAGCUCCCUGUCCUCUGGGGGGGGGAUGGACUGCGUUGACGCCCCUCUCUCCCAGUUCGACAGAGAGUGGCAGGCUGUGUCGCCGUCGGAGAAGACCCCCGAUCUGAAAAGGGCUUUAAGGACCCUGCUUAGUAAGAUGAAGGACUCGGACUCCCCCCGUCACUCCACGGCCUCCAACAGCUCCACCUUCAGCAGCCCCCCAAGUCCGGCCUCCCCACACAAGACCAAGUCCCUGUCCCUGGAGAGCACAGACAGGACGGGCUGGGACACAUGAGUCCUCCCAACGCCCCCUCCUCCCCCCCCACUCGUCUCCCCCUCCCAUCCAGCACAGGACUCCUCCAUUCCCCCCCUGCAGCCUCCCCUCCUCUGCCCAGAGAACUGCACCUCCCACCCGCCGCUCCCUCCAGACAAACGCGCGUCCCGCUCUGCGUCCCGGUGUCCCUUCCUGGACUCCACGGCUACACAUCUGGGCCUCCUGCUGGCGGAGGACAUGUGGGACGCUCCGUUCAGCUGGUGUGACUCUUCACGACGGGCGUAGGCUGUAGGGAAACCCCGUAGACACUGACCCCCCCGCCAGCCACCCCCCUCCCCUUUAGAGAUUCAUGUAGAGACGCUAAACUUUACGAUGCAACAGAAAAGGAGGCGGAUUGUUCAUGAGAGGAAAGGAUUUGUACUUGUACAUAGGACCAGCUGGGCUUCAGGGGACAAUUUUAAUUUAUUUAUCGAUCUUAGACCGGGAAGGUUGGCUUUGCUUCGGCGUGACGUGAGGCGAAGCGUUUCCCACAGUCGCUUUUUCUUUGGGUGCAGCAAAAAAUGUAAAAAAUGAAAAAAUGUAAAAAAAAAAAAAUCUGAUAUGAAAAAAAAAGGUGGGAGGAAGAAAAGGAAUGAGUUUUAGUUUUCUCCUGACACUAAGUGCAGUGACUUUAUUUUCUGCUCUAAUUCUGCUAUUUUGAGCGUUAGCUAAAGAGCCGAGAGCGGCGGCUCUCGUCACCCCCCCCCCACCUCCCACCCCCCCCGCCCUCCUCGGUUCCUGCGGCAGCCGGGACGGCGCCCUCCGCCGUAGCGCCGACGUUCCACUUUGCUGUACAACCAAACUGACCAGCUCACUGACUCCCAUCGCCAUGAUGUACAUAGGUUCAAAGUAGAGAGUAAUAUAUGAUAAGGAAAAUACUAUAGAGAACUACACGGGCAAAGAAAUCCUGAUUAUUUUUCUUCUCUUUGUUUUGAGUGAUUUCAGUUUGUAUUCUCACAAAAAGCCAUUUUUAAACCACUUUGUUGCUUUCUUUUUUUUUUUAAUCGGUUAGUUUUAUGAGUUUGUUUUAUAUGACACGUGUUGUGAUGCUUCAUUUGUGUUUCCCCCUUGGUUUGCGUGCAGUGGAGCGGCUCUUCACGGACUGCCGCUACCGUCUAGUGGAAAUGUGCAUUUCUCACCGCCCUGCUACCGACACGUGCGCCGACGCCCCCCUCGCACGCCGAGGCGGGGCUUUUACGCAGCAGACGCCUUGUUCCCGCCCC